Messenger RNA from Cynara cardunculus var. scolymus (artichoke), 2053 nucleotides. Its product is annotated as vacuolar protein-sorting-associated protein 33 homolog. The record is from RefSeq and is a predicted model, not a curated record. The transcript has 22 exons. Bases 53 to 1843 code for a protein of 596 amino acids. Gene Ontology annotation, biological process: intracellular protein transport; vesicle-mediated transport. Gene Ontology annotation, cellular component: vacuole; CORVET complex. NCBI's taxonomy places the organism in Eukaryota, Viridiplantae, Streptophyta, Magnoliopsida, Asterales, Asteraceae.
CCGUCUGAUCACACAGGGCCAGGAGGGACACAGAGAUCGUAAAAAGGGAAAAAUGGCUCAAAUUCCCAAUUUACAGAACGGACCUAUCAAUUUCACUCCUUUAAGAGAUCAGUCUCAGAAGGAGCUCUUAACAAUUUUAAAGAAUAUUCGAGGGAAAAAGUGUUUGGUCAUCGAUCCCAAGCUGGGCGGUUCUCUGUCAUUGAUCGUUCAAACUUCGCUUCUCAAGGAACAUGGGGCUGAACUGCAUCAUCUUAAUGCGGAUCCAAUUGAGACUACCUGUUCAAAAGUGGUCUACCUUGUACAAACUCAGCUUCAUUUGAUGAAAUUUAUUUCUUCGCAUAUUCACAAUGACACCUCAAAAGGGCUUCAAAGAGAGUAUUUUGUCUAUUUUGUUCCUCGUCGUGCUGUUGCAUGUGAGAAACUUCUUGAGGAUGAGAAAGUUCAUAAUCUGCUAACUAUCGGGGAGUUUCCGUUGUAUGUUCUUCCACUCGAUGAGGAUGUUUUAUCGUUUGAACUCGAUUUAUCUUAUAAAGAAUGUCUUACUGAUGGUGAUACAACAUCUCUUUGGCAUAUUGCGAAAGCCAUCCACAAGCUUGAGUUCUCUUUCGGCCUAAUACCAAAUGUUAGGGCAAAAGGAAAAGCAUCUGUACGUGUUGCUGACAUGCUUAACCGUAUGCAAGCUGAAGAGCCUGUCAACUCAACUGAUAUGGGUGUCCCUGAGAUAAAUACCCUUAUCAUUUUGGACCGAGAGUUGGAUAUGGUUACUCCUAUGUGUUCUCAAUUGACAUAUGAAGGGCUUAUGGACGAGUUUUUACACAUCAAUAAUGGUGCUGUGGAGAUAGAUGCAUCAAUAAUGGGUGCUAACCAACAAGAUGGGAAAAAGAUGAAGGUUCCUCUUAAUUCAACUGACAAGCUGUUCAGGGAGACUCGGGAUCUUAACUUUGAAGUUGUUGUUCAGGUUCUACGUCAAAAAGCAACAUCCAUGAAGCAGGACUACACAGAGAUGACAACUACUAAUCAGACAGUCUCUGAAUUGAAGGACUUUGUCAAAAAGCUCAACUCAUUGCCAGAAAUGACUAGGCACAUCAAUCUUGCUCAGCACUUAUCCACGCUUACUUCAAAACCUUCGUUUCUCGGGCGACUUGACAUGGAACACACUAUUGUGGAGGCUGAGAGCUAUGAUAUAUGCUUCGAGUACAUUGAAGAGAUGAUUCAUAAGCAGGAGCCUUUUGUUAAUGUCCUACGACUUCUUAUUUUACUUUCAGUUACCAAUGCUGGGUUACCAAAGAGGAACUUUGACUAUCUAAGGAGAGAGAUUCUUCACAGCUAUGGUUUCGAGCACAUAGCUACUCUUAAUAAUUUAGAAAAAGCUGGGUUGGUCAAGAAACAGGAGGGAAAAAGCAACUGGUUGAUGAUCAAACGUGCUCUUCAGCUUGUAGUUGAGGAUACUGACACGACCAAUCCCAAAGACGUUUCGUAUGUUUUUUCUGGAUAUGCACCUCUCAGUAUACGCCUGAUUCAACAUGCAAUUCGAUCUGGAUGGCGUCCCCUCGAAGAAAUAUUGAAGCUUUUGCCUGGCACACAUACAGAGUCGAAGAGGAGUGCAUUUGCAAAGAGUCCAUCAUUUGAUAUACUACCAGGGGGUUUACGCAUGGACAAAGUUGAAGAUGGGAGGCGUGCUCUUGUUUUAGUUGUAUUCAUUGGAGGGGUAACGUUUGCAGAGAUUUCUGCACUCCGCUUCCUCAGCUCUCAGGAAGGGAUGGCAUACGAUAUUAUCAUAGGUACAACAAAGAUCAUCAACGGUAAUACCUUGAUCGAAACCUUCAUGGAGAAGUUGGGCUGAUAAGCCUUUUCGUGUUUUCUGGAUUGUGGUUUUGCAUUUGGCUUCUUGUUGUUUAUGUGAUGGUGGUUUGUUUGUGAUUCCCUCUUAUCCUGCUACAAGUUUGUAAAUUUAGUGCUACUUCAUUCCAUUAAUGUUUGAUCCAAAGCAUAUUUGGCCAUCGAUUUUUCUCCUUGUGUUGAACUUGGUUAAAGUUCCUCACGUUUUGAGUUC